AUGGCCCGCGAGAAGCAAAAAGUACCCUUGCAGCGGAUCCCGUCGUCGGGCGUCAUGCAAGCUCCGCCAGACCUGCCGGAGAUCAAGCCCAAGGUGAACGGCAUCGCGACAAGCUCCAGCGCGCAUUCCUCGGAACAGGCUGGUCUUUUGCAGCUUGUCAUUUGUGUCGCGGGCAUCUACGCUUCCUUUCUUUCCUGGGGCGUCCUCCAGGAGACCAUCACUACAACCGCCUGGCCCGUCCAGCCCCCAACAGCACAGAAUCCGCACCCUCCAACAGAGCGAUUCACUUUCUCUGUCGUGCUUAACACCAUUCAAUCCUUCUUUGCCGCGAUUACCGGGUUCUGCUAUCUGUACUUUUCCACUCCGCGAGGCCAGAAACGCCUACCUGUUUUCCCAACUCGUCGCAUCCUGAUACCCCUAAUUCUCGUCAGCAUAUCUUCCUCUCUUGCCUCGCCCUUUGGAUAUGCGAGUUUGGCGCACAUCGAUUAUCUUACCUUCAUUCUUGCCAAAUCGUGCAAACUUCUCCCUGUCAUGCUUCUUCACCUCACUAUUUUUCGGAAGAGAUACCCCUUAUACAAAUAUGGUGUGAUCCUUCUGGUCACUGUGGGUGUUGCUACAUUUACCCUGCAUCAUCCUACGGCUAGCAAGAAGAAGAGCAGCAAACUCAACGACAACAAUUCCUCAGCUUUCGGACUGUUUCUUCUCUCCGUCAACCUCCUUCUCGAUGGCUUGACCAACACUACCCAGGAUCACAUCUUCUCGUCGCCGAACCUAUACUCUAAAUUCACCGGCCCUCAGCUAAUGGUUGCACAAAAUGUUUUGUCAACUCUCCUUACGAGUUCCUACCUCCUACUUGCGCCUCAUAUAUCUUCUUCGAUUCUUCCUAUUCUCCCGCUACCCGUACCUCCAUCGCAAACGAACGAGUUGUCGUCUGCAUUGUCAUUUCUAUCCCGCCACCCCCAUGCCACGAAAGAUGUCGUGGCAUUUGCUGCUUGUGGCGCAGUUGGCCAAUUGUUUAUAUUCUACACGCUGGCACACUUCUCAUCACUACUUCUUGUCACAGUAACGGUAACCCGAAAAAUGCUCACAAUGCUUCUUAGUGUGAUGUGGUUUGGCCAUAGGCUUACUGGAGGGCAGUGGCUUGGCGUGGGAUUGGUGUUUGGUGGCAUUGGAGCUGAAGCUAUUGUCCAGAGAAGAGAGAAAGCGAAAAAGAACAAAGAAAAAGAAAGGUUAGCGAAGAGUGAAGCCGUAACGGCCAAAAAAGAAUUAUAA
This is a messenger RNA of Ophidiomyces ophidiicola, 1272 nucleotides long. It is a transcript of the gene HUT1, whose product is annotated as UDP-galactose transporter. Bases 1 to 1272 code for a protein of 423 amino acids. Gene Ontology annotation, biological process: UDP-galactose transmembrane transport. Lineage: Eukaryota; Fungi; Ascomycota; Eurotiomycetes; Onygenales; Onygenaceae. The transcript is spliced from 2 exons. Gene Ontology annotation, cellular component: Golgi membrane; endoplasmic reticulum membrane. Gene Ontology annotation, molecular function: UDP-galactose transmembrane transporter activity; UDP-glucose transmembrane transporter activity. The record is from RefSeq and is a predicted model, not a curated record.